This is a messenger RNA of Symbiodinium sp. CCMP2592, 939 nucleotides long. The record is from the annotation of a GenBank genome assembly. NCBI's taxonomy places the organism in Eukaryota, Dinophyceae, Suessiales, Symbiodiniaceae.
AUGUCCCUGCCUUUGGCAGGCCUAGUUCAGCAACACGUUCCAGAAGCUUUUGCAAUCCUGGACUUCAACUUGCUGGUGUUCUGCAUAAGCGCAGCACAUUCCAACAGCAUCUCGCGUCUCGCGCUAGCAUUUCCCGACGCUUGGUCUUGGGGAGUCAACUUUGGGACUCUUCCGCUGGGCCAAAGUCUUGUGCUGCAAUGCGCGGACUGUGCCAAGCUUGCUCAUCGCGGGGAGCUGGCCUGUGAUAAUGUUGCUGCUGCUUUUGCUGGUGUAUCAGCCCCUGCUGAGACUGGACGGGGUGCAGAUUUGGGAGGGGACGCUGCGUCUUGGGACGGCUCAGACCUCACAGGUGCAGACGAGGGCGGCGAUGGUUUGGCCGUUGCUGGUGCAGCUGGGCCGGCAACAGUGCCGGUUGGAGGCAUGGCCGGCGUGACCUUUGGAGAGUCUGCCUUUGAGGCCGUCUUUGGUGUUGCCAGUGGGGAUGCCAAUGCGCCGGCAACCGCCGGGCCAUUUGGAGGCGAGGCCUUCGCAGGAGAGUCGGCCUUUUGCACCGGCGUUUCUGGUCUCGCCGGUGGCACGCCGGGAACCGGGCCGGUUGGAGGGGAGGCUUUUGCAGGGGAGUCUGCCUUUGGCGCUGGGGUUUCCGGCCUUACUGUUGGCGGAACGCCAGCGGGGCCGGUCGGCUGUGAGGCCUUUGCAGCAGAGUCUGAGUCCUGCAUCGGCUGCGACGAAACAGGUGCAGCCGAAGGGGGUGAUGUUUUGGUGAUUGGGGGCGAGUUUGUUGAAAGUGCUCCGGCAGUGCUUGGAGCAGUGCUCGUGGGAGGUGAGGCUUUUGGAAGGUCUGGGGAAGCUGGUGAUGCUUUGGCUGUUGGCGCCAGAACUGCUGUGCCGGCGGAGCUGAGGGUGCUCGACGUAGCAGGGGCAGCCCUCGGUAGAUGA